UGGAACCCGCGGGAGAGGGGCUCGGGAAGCCGCGCGUCCGGCCCGCCCUCGGCCCCGCGCGGCGCGGGGUCGCACCAUGCCUGCCGACACCCCGGGGAAGCUGAGGGCCUUGCCGCCGGCGGGAGCGCCGGCCGGUGCCCGCCGGACCCCGGACCAGCCCCGGAGUGCGGCCGAGCACCGGAAGGUGGGGACCCGGCCGGACGCGGUUGGCAGGAGCGGGGGGGAGAGGGGAGCUGACGCCCGCGGGACUCAGCCGCUGCCGGCCCCGCAGUCCUCCAAGCCCGUCAUGGAGAAGCGGCGCCGAGCGCGCAUCAACGAGAGCCUCGCUCAGCUCCAGAGCCUCCUCCUGGACGCCCUCAGGAAAGAGAGCUCCCGCCGCUCGAAGCUGGAGAAGGCGGACAUCCUGGAGCUGACCGUGAAGCACCUGCAGAGCCUGCGGCGCGUGCAGGUGACAGCCGCCCUCCGCGCCGACCCGGCAGUCCUGGGCAAGUACCGCGCCGGCUUCCACGAGUGUCUGGCCGAGGUGAAUCGCUUCCUGGCCGGCUGCGAGGGCGUCCCGGCCGACGUGCGGUCCCGCCUGCUCGGCCAUCUGGCGACCUGCCUGGCCCGGCUGGGGCCCUCGCGCCGCCCGCUUCCACCGGCCCCCGCCGCCGAAGUUAUGGCGCCCGCGGUGUACGCGGGCCGCCCGCCGCCGCCGGCCUUCGACGGCCCCUGCCCCUUGCCGCGCUCCGGGGCGGUCUUGGCGCCGCCCUUCCUGCCGGGCCGGACGGGGGCGCCCCUCGCCGCCCCCGGGGCCGCGGCUCAGGGCCGGGGCGCACCCUGGAGGCCGUGGCUGCGGUGAGGUCGCGGCCCCAGAGCCCGCUGAGACUGUGUCAAAAAAUAUUUA
This is a messenger RNA of Mesoplodon densirostris (Blainville's beaked whale), 886 nucleotides long. RefSeq names its product hes family bHLH transcription factor 4 (gene HES4). The record is from RefSeq and is a predicted model, not a curated record. Gene Ontology annotation, biological process: regulation of transcription by RNA polymerase II; anterior/posterior pattern specification. NCBI's taxonomy places the organism in Eukaryota, Metazoa, Chordata, Mammalia, Artiodactyla, Ziphiidae. The transcript has 3 exons. Bases 77 to 841 code for a protein of 254 amino acids. Gene Ontology annotation, molecular function: DNA-binding transcription factor activity, RNA polymerase II-specific; RNA polymerase II cis-regulatory region sequence-specific DNA binding; protein dimerization activity. Gene Ontology annotation, cellular component: nucleus.